This is a messenger RNA of Drosophila kikkawai, 2634 nucleotides long. RefSeq lists its product as uncharacterized. NCBI's taxonomy places the organism in Eukaryota, Metazoa, Arthropoda, Insecta, Diptera, Drosophilidae. The record is from RefSeq and is a predicted model, not a curated record.
UCUCAGUACCCAAGCAUCAGUUACAAUGCUGCCGAAUUGGCUAACGGAGGAAUAUAUCCAGAAAGCCCUUCGGUCCUUCUACAAGGACGAACAGCUUCGGGUCCUUAAACUCUGGGCCAAGCCAGCAACCGAAAAAGGCGAAAACUUUAUUGGCGUAAUGACUCGCAUCUACGUGGAAUUUGAGCCAAGAGAUGGAUCUGUGGAGAAGAAGUCUUACAUUCUAAAGCAAGCCGUUCCGUCGGACGCUCCCCAGGCUAGGAUCUUUGCAGAAUACGAUGUGUAUAACAGGGAACUGGAAAUGUAUGAUGUUGUCCUGCCCAAGAUGUCGCAGAUUCUAGAAGAGGCUGGCUUCACAGAUAAGUUGAUGGCAAAGGCCAUUAUCGUAGAUCACUCACGAACCAUUAUGAUCCUGGAGGAUCUGGCUCCGCUUCGCUACACGAAUGCGGACAGAGUGAAGCAGCUGGACCUGACUCACACCAAGCUCGUACUGGAUAUGCUGGCCAAGUUCCACGCCGCCGCCAUAAUCUUGAAUCAACGAGAGCCAGAUCUCCUGAGUCACAACUACGCGUCGCAUUUCUUUUCGAGGGAAAAAGAGGGUUACGAGGAGGUCUUCAUCGGCUUGUUCCGGGCUUUUAUCCGGUAUGUGAAGACCAAACCGAAUCUGAGCAGUCGCUAUGCCGCAAAGUUGGAGGACAUCGUCACCAAUUUAAUGGAUUAUGCUGGCCGCUCAGUGGAUGUCGAAGAGAAGGACCUGCAGACACUGGUCCACGGUGAUUGCUGGACCACCAACGUCAUGUACCAGUACGACGACGAGGGCAACCCCACCACUGUCCUGCCCAUCGAUUUUCAGUUCAGCACCUGGACAUCUCCGGCCGUGGACUUGCACUACUUCUUUAGUACUUCUCUGAAGACAGACGUCAAGGAGCUGGAAACGGAACUCGUCCAGUAUCAUUACUACGCUUUGAAGCGGACCUUGGAAGCUCUGAAUUUUAAGGGCGUGUUUCCCAGCCUGUUUGAGUACCAGCUUCAGUUUGAGAGGCGUCGAUUCCUCAGUGUUGUCAUAGCCAACACAUUCCAACCGAUAAUGGUGUACGAGGGCUGCGAGGACCCAGAGUUCGUUAAUCUGUACCAGGAUACACCUGAGGGUGUCAAGUUCCAGGACUCCAUGUAUGAAAACGAGGAAAUCCAGCGUAGAAUCGAUACCAUUUUACCCAUCCUUGAUGCCAAGGGUUUUUUAGAUGCCCAUUCAAUGCUGCCAAACUGGUUAACCGAGGAGUACCUGCAGCCUAGGCUAAGGACGUACUACAAUGACGAUCGGCUAAAGGUACUCAAAAUCUGGUCCAAGGCAGCGACUGGCAAGGGAGAAAACUUCGUCGGCAUCAUGACUCGCAUAUAUGUGAACUAUCAGCUGGGCGAUGGAUCGGUUCAGGAAAAAUCCUACAUCGUAAAGCAGGCUCUUCCGGAGGAUGUGCCGCAGGCCGAGGUUUUCUUCGAGUACGAACUCUACACCAGGGAGAUGGAUAUGUACGAGUUUGUCCUGCCCAAAAUGCAGAAACUGCUGCAUGAAGCUGGAAUAAGUGGAAGACUAACUGCUGACGCCAUUACUGUGGAUCGGGAGCACAGCACCAUGAUAUUGGAGGACCUGGCGCCCCUUAAGUACGUCAACGCGGAUCGAGUCAAGCUGUUGGAUCUGCCUCACACCAAGCUGACUUUGGAAAUGUUGGCAAAGUUCCAUGCCGCAGGCGCGGUUCUAAAGCAGCGCCAUCCAGAACUCCUAACCAAGUGCUUCUACACGCACUUUUUCUCGCGGGACAAAAAGGGCUACACGGAGGUCUAUACAGGUAUGUUUCGGGCUUUUUUAAGGUUCGUAAAUGGUCAGCCGAAUUUAAAAAAGAGCUACGGCGACAAGCUGGCGAAAUUAAGCAGCCACAUUAUGGAGUAUGGAGCUCGCGUCUUUGACGUGGAAGAAAAUGAAUUACAGACGCUGAUCCAUGGAGAUUGCUGGACCACCAACGUCAUGUUCCAUUAUGACGCAGAGGGAUCUCCCCAGUCAGUUGUUGCCAUAGACUUUCAGCUAGGCAGCUGCACUUCGCCGGCCGUAGACUUGCAUUACUUCUUGACCACUUCGCUGAGGGAGGAGUUUAAGGAUCGGGAAUCCGAGCUCGUGGUGUACCAUUACAAUGCUCUGAAGAGAAAUCUUGAGAAGUUAUCCUACACGGGAUUGAUACCCAGCCUUCAGGAGUACCAGGUUCAGUUUGAACGCCGUCGUUUUAUGAGUCUCCUUGCGAAUCUCUUCAAGCCCAUCAUGAUUUACAAUGGCAGUGAGGAAACCUCGGACUUCUCAAGCCUUUACAAGGAAACUCCAGAGGGCAUUCGGUACCAAAACGCGGUCUACGAUAGUGACGUUGUUCUCAGAAAUACCACAAAUUUGUUAGCUCUACUCGAUUCCAAGAAGCUUUUAGAUAUUCAAAAGUAGAUCAAUUCCCUAAUUAAGUAAUUAUUAGUACAAGAAAAAUUAAUUGUUUUUACAUAUUACUUAAAAUACAAAUGCUGUGUUUUGAAAACAAACUUAGAUACUAUUUCCUUAAGUAUUGAAGGUUGCCUGAUUGCAAACAAUAAAGAUUAUUUCCUAGA